UGAAUCGAGGGUCACUUGAAAUCUUUACACCGGCCAGCAUCUGUUCUUCCCAAUGUCGUCGUCGCUGUGUCUUUAUUUCUCGUCCCGACUUUUCAGUCGGAAAUAUUUAAAUAUAAACACUUUUACAACUCUCCGUAACCUGAAAAAUGAAAGACUCACCAGUAGUGACCUCAUAUCCAGAUCUACAGCUAGAUUUUCUUCAAGCGUAGCCCAGAACUAUGAUUUACAGUACCCAGGGCACAUUAAACUUACCAACGUUCAGAGGACCCUCCUCACAAUUGGUUCAGCUGCUAUGUGUCUGUAUAACCCCAAGCGAGAUGAUAUGAUCAGCACAUUUGGUGAAACCACUGGCCACUAUGCUUUGAAGAAGAUAAAAUCAAAAAUGUUACAAGACCCAGAAGGUUGCUUAGUUUUGAAAGAAAAACCAAUUAUAAACACUGAAAACAUAGAUUAUGAAUAUCUCAAUAAUUUACCUGACGGAACUCUGGGUAAAGAAUAUUGGCGUUUCCUUAAUUACAAUGGUUUCGAUCCCGAUGGCCGACGGCCUGUUCAUUUCGUUGAUGAUCCAGAUCUCGUCUACAUCAUGCUGCGUUACAGACAGACCCAUGACUUGAUCCAUGCAUUGCUGGGUAUGCCUCCCCACAUGUUAGGGGAAGUAGUUGUCAAGUGGAUAGAGGCCCUACAGACUGGUUUACCUAUGUGUAUAACUGCGGCAGUUUUUGGUCCCCUACGACUUGGCCCAAAACAUUCUCAGUUAUACUGGAGUGAAUUUAUGCCAUGGGCCAUUCGUUGUGGACGGAAUUCAAAAUUUCUUCUGUCUGUGUAUUUUGAGAAAUAUUGGGAAGAGAAUGUUGUUGAUUUACGUCAGAAACUGAAUAUUGAACCUCCACCCAAAAAUCUCUUCAUGAAAGACAAACGCAGUUUGCCAGGAGACGAUUCUAUUUCUGAAUAACAAGAUGACAUAUAAUAAAGGUAGUCACACCCCUACAUAUAUGGUGUAGUUCUGUUUGCUAAAGGGUGUAAGUAUUAAAUAUGUUGUUGUGAAUGAUAAAUAUAUCUGUGAAGCUAGUCACAAUUACAUUUAGUUCUAUUUACUAUAGCAGCAGGCCUGGCUGUGUGGUUGAGAAGCUUGCUUUCUGACCACAGGGUUUCAGGUUCAGUCCCACAGCAUUGCACCUUGGGCAUAUGUCCUCUACUACAGCCCUGACCAAGCAAAGAAUUGAGAGUGGAUUUUGUAGAUGGAAACUGAAUGAAGCCCAUGUACUCUUAACCUAUUCCUCAGACAGAAUCAGUGUGACUCAAGGUUUUGCCCAAGAUACCAUGUGGCGGGAUUGAACCUGGGACCUCAUAUUAAAAAAUAUAUAUACAUAUAUAUAUAUAUAUAUAUACACAUAUAUGUAGACAGUCCUCAGUCAAAUCGUCCAACCCAUGCUAGCAUGGAAAGCGGACGUUAAAUGAUGAUGAUGAUAUAUAUAUAUACACACACACGCACGUAUGUAUGCAUAUAUAAAUAUAUAUGUAUAUACACACACAUAUAUACUUACAUAUAUAUAGACACAUGCAUCUAUGUGUGCAUAUAUAUAUAUAGAUAAAAGACAAUCCCAGCUAUGUAUAGGUAUCUCCAUUCCAUAGUAAAUAGAAUUAAGUUAUAUUUAAUCCUGUAGUUGUGACGAACACACAAUUGGGAAGCUUGUUACAGCUCUACUUUUAGGUGAAUUUUGUUUUGCCACACGCUAGAACAACUCAUAAUAAACUUGUUUUCUACAAAUAAA
Molecule: messenger RNA, 1772 nt
Organism: Octopus bimaculoides (California two-spot octopus)
Lineage: Eukaryota; Metazoa; Mollusca; Cephalopoda; Octopoda; Octopodidae
Product: ubiquinone biosynthesis protein COQ4 homolog, mitochondrial
Biological process (GO): ubiquinone biosynthetic process
Cellular component (GO): mitochondrion; mitochondrial inner membrane
Source: RefSeq, a predicted model, not a curated record